Molecule: messenger RNA, 512 nt
Organism: Haemonchus placei
Lineage: Eukaryota; Metazoa; Nematoda; Chromadorea; Rhabditida; Trichostrongylidae
Source: the annotation of a GenBank genome assembly
CUUCAUAUUUUUGUGCUAUACUUCUCCAGUUUUUAUUUUGUUGUAAGUUUAUUGAGAAAGUUUCAGUGAGAGAAAAGUCGAUUCUAAUUCAUUUCAGUAAAGAAUAUCGCGACGUAUUCGAUAAACUCCUCGGUAUUGGUCUUGUGAAGGAGAAGAUCAGCUGCAAAGGAACUCGUCUCCCUACCCAACCUGUAGUACCUUUGGCAACUGGUUCAGUCAUCGUCACUGAUUUCAACGCCAAGUUUGCCUUUAGGAGAACGGCUGAAGAGCUCCAUAUCGGAACUCACGGACCGAGUGUGUCAUGUCGACACACACUAUACAAUGGUGAUCCGCAGUUCCAGAAUCCAUCUCAUUUCCGAUGGACAUGGAAGUUAUCUGGUGGACUAUAUCACAUCAUCUUCAUUCAAAAAAUUUGCCUGAUUGACGUCCCUUUUGUUCAAAUUCCUGUACGGGAUCAGACCACCCUCUCCUCUCUUGACAUUUUUUUUCAAAUUCGAACUCGUGCUUUUUAA